CCUCACCAUUAUUCACACAAAUGCAAUUACAAUGCUCUCCACAUCCAAGACUUCAUAUAACUUGUGAACCCAGGGCCCUUUGCGGGAUGCCUCCACUGCAGCUGCGCACUAGAACGGCCGAGCCAGUCAACUUCAAAUCCCAGAAUCCCUGGGUCCCGGAGUGGACUACAUUUCCCAGAGGCCUGCGAGUCCGCCAUCCUCGGAGCCCCCCACCCCACUCCCGCCAGCCCCGCCUCCCCUGUGAGCUUCAGCUGGCUGCAGGGCGUCUGUUGCUCUGUUCGCAGCUCGGGGCCGAGCUCCCCGGGCUGAGUCUCCACGCGUGGUGGCUCGGAGCCUUCAUGAGGUGUAGCGGGAGCCAGAGGGAGAUCACUUUCUGGAGACUGUACCCAUCCUUGAGAAAAGCCCAGAAAGAGAACAUGGCUCCAGAGCAAAGGGAAGGGAGGUCUCAGGUGUCGGUGACAUUUGAGGAUGUGGCUGUGCUCUUUACUCGGGAUGAGUGGAAGAAGCUGGAUCCCUCUCAGAGAAGCCUGUACCGUGAGGUGAUGCUGGAGAACUACAGCAACCUGGCCUCACUGGGAUUUCCUUUUACCAAACCAAAGAUGAUCUCCGUGUUGCAGCAAGGAGAAGAACCCUGGAAAGCAGAGAAAGAAGGUCAUGGCGGCUCCUCUCUUGGAUGCAAUAGCAGUCUUCAAACCACAAAAUCAACUCAAACUAAAGAUUCAUCAUUUCAGGGAUUAAUGAGGAAACAACUCAAAAGAGAUGAGUCCUGGGACUUCACCUCAGGAAAAUUCUGCAGAGCUGACAACAGUUUUAAAAAGCAGGACAAAAAUGAAAGCUUACAAAUAAUUUCAGUCACCCAUACAAAAAUCCUUACUGUAGAUAAAAGCCAUAAGAAAUUUGAAUUUGGUCCAAACAUCAGCCUGAAGUCAGUUGGUAAGCAAAAGAUUUCUAGAGGAAAAACACAAAGAAAUAGCCUCAAGGAAAAUUCAAAUUCACUUAAUCAACCAAAACGCUAUAAAUGUAGUACUUGUGAAAAAGCUUUCAUGCACAACUCAUCCCUUCGAAAACAUCUGAAAAACCAUACUGGAGAGAGAUUAUUUCAAUGUAAAGAAUGUUUGAAAGCUUUCAGCCAAAGUUCUGCUCUUAUUCAACAUCAAAGAACUCAUACUGGAGAGAAACCCUACAUAUGUAAAGAAUGUGGGAAAGCCUUCAGCCAUAGUGCUUCCCUUUGUAAGCACCUAAGAACUCAUACUUUGGAGAAAUCUUAUACAUGCAAAGAAUGUGGAAAAUCCUUUAGCAGAAGGUCUGGCCUUUUUUUGCAUCAAAAAAUCCAUGCCCGUGAAAAUCCUCAUAAAUAUAAUCCAGGUAGGAAGGCAUCCACUUCUCUUUCAGGAUGUCAGAGAAUUCAUUCCAGAAAAAAGACCUACUUGUGUAACGAAUGUGGCAACACCUUUAAGUCUAGUUCAUCCCUUCGUUACCACCAGAGAAUCCACACUGGAGAGAAACCUUUCAAAUGCAGUGAAUGUGGCAGAGCCUUCAGUCAAAGCGCAUCACUUAUUCAACAUGAAAGAAUUCACACUGGAGAAAGGCCCUACAGAUGUAAUGAAUGUGGAAAAGGCUUCACUUCUAUUUCGAGACUCAAUAGACACCGAAUAAUUCACACUGGGGAGAAACUGUAUAAUUGUAAUGAAUGUGGCAAAGCCUUAAGUUCCCAUUCAACUCUUAUCAUUCACGAGAGAAUUCACACUGGAGAGAAACCAUGUAAAUGUAAAGUUUGUGGGAAAGCCUUCAGACAAAGUUCAGCUCUGAUCCAACAUCAGAGAAUGCAUACUGGAGAAAGACCUUAUAAGUGUAAUGAGUGUGGGAAAACAUUCAGGUGUAACUCAUCUCUCAGUAACCAUCAACGAAUUCAUACUGGAGAGAAACCUUAUCAAUGUAUAGAAUGUGGGAUGUCAUUUGGCCAAAGUGCAGCUCUUAUUCAACAUCAGAGGAUUCACACAGGAGAGAAGCCCUUUAAAUGUAACACUUGUGGGAAGAGUUUUCGACAAAGCUCCUCCCUUAUUGCACAUCAGCGAAUUCAUACUGGAGAGAAACCCUAUGAAUGUAGUGCAUGUGGGAAGCUCUUCAGUCAGAGAUCCUCCCUUACCAAUCAUUAUAAAAUUCAUAUUGAAGAGGACUCUUUGAACACAGAUUUGCAUGAGUAAAAGCAAUUAACCAAAGUUCCUCAGAAUAUAUACUUCAUAUUGACUUAAUAUAGUGAAUAUGAGGAAACUUUCAGUUUAGGCCUGUGAGACUAAAAUUAUAAGGAUAAACAUUGGUUAUAUAAUAAUAGAGAAAAUUUGCUACCUUUCAGUCAUUUUUUAAGAUCAGAUACUUCGCAGUUGCAGAUAUUAACAUGGGCUGUUUAUAAGGUAAAAUGAACACUUUUUUAUUUGUCUGCAUAAUAUAUAAUAUAUGCAAUAUAUAAACACUAGAAAAGUCUGAGUUCAGGAGGGCUGUGCUUUUGUUAUUAGCAAAAGGAAUAUCAGCUAUUAGCAUAUUUACUAUAACUAAUAUUUUAAUAGUGAAUAACUAAACUAUAUGCAUUUUUGAAGCAAGGGACCAAAUUUUAAAAAAAACAAAAACUACCUCACAGUGUCUGAAAUUUUCAUUUUCCUAUGCUGUUGUCAAACUGCAUGAUUUUUAUUAAAGAGAAAAAAUUGUUCUUAAAUUUUUGUGCUUCUAAUUUUCUAACUUUCCUACAAACCUCCCAUACUUAAUAUACAUAUUCUAAUUUUGUGCUGUGAAUUAUUUUCCUUCAUUGCCUUGAAUCAUUAAUUUUUUUUUUUUUUUU
This is a messenger RNA of Peromyscus californicus insignis, 2833 nucleotides long. Its product is annotated as zinc finger protein 354B. Gene Ontology annotation, cellular component: nucleus. Gene Ontology annotation, molecular function: RNA polymerase II cis-regulatory region sequence-specific DNA binding; DNA-binding transcription factor activity, RNA polymerase II-specific. The coding region runs from base 21 to 2204 and encodes 727 amino acids. Gene Ontology annotation, biological process: regulation of transcription by RNA polymerase II. Lineage: Eukaryota; Metazoa; Chordata; Mammalia; Rodentia; Cricetidae. The record is from RefSeq and is a predicted model, not a curated record. The transcript has 5 exons.